AGCCACGAGGGUUGUAAAAUCUUUUCCAAGACGCUUUCUGCUGGUUUUUUCCUACUAUGUCUGGAAGGAAGUUUAGGUCGAUCAGGCGAAGGAAGCAAUGGACACGUGGACCUCCUGCCCAGACUCUACCAGCGACAGCGACUCAGCAACAGCCGGAAAUCGCGUCCGCUACCGCGCCAUCUUCAGUCGCCGUUCAAGAGCCGUCAGGUACGCCCAGCAGAGAUGCUACUGCGUCGAAGAAGAAACUCUCUGUCUCUCCACAUCUUUUACUGGCUCUCUCCAAAGCCUUCUUGAAAAGGAAGGACAUAAAGAGACUGGGCAGCAGUGAGUACAAGUCAACAGACGAAGCCAAAAAACUGAGACGUAUAGCCAGACGCCGGAGGAAGGGUCUGGAUGACCGCCAUAAACAGGGGGAAGGGGUGAUGUACGCAGCGGGAGCC
Messenger RNA from Geodia barretti, 440 nucleotides. The record is from the annotation of a GenBank genome assembly. Lineage: Eukaryota; Metazoa; Porifera; Demospongiae; Tetractinellida; Geodiidae.